AUGCGCCCAUCGGCUCGGGCUGUCCUUCGUUUUCCUCUGUCCUCGCCUGUGCGCGUAUUCGUGGCCGUCCUGGUCCUGGCCUCUGUCUUCUACUUGCGCUCCCCUGAAAGCUUCUUGCGGGGUGAGACAAGGAAGGCACCUGGGCCACCGGUGUUAUUGAAGGGGUUUCCGACGAGGGCUUUUGCCGACAACCUGCGCCCAGAUGUGCAGUAUAUCACGACGUGGGUGCAUGCUGGCUUCACCAACGACGUUAUCAUAUUCAUCCACUUACUGUACCUUGCUCUUCUCACUCAACGGGUCCCCAUUAUCCCCCAUUUCGUGCCAACACACAUUCUUGGCCCGGAAACCAGCCAAAUCGACGGUUUCUCUGGACCCGACCUCGACUUCGGAGAAGUUUUCGAUCUCCCGCGGUACAGCCGGUUGACGAAUCAGGCGGUGUUGGAGUGGUGGCAGGUGAAGGACCGGGAAAGCGACAUUGUAGACCCUCUGGGGUGCUGGGAGGCGCUGGUCACCAACAAGCACCACCGACGAGCAAGUCCUCACCGUCUCAAGCUUGACGUUUCAUACACAACCGCACCAAACUGGACGAAGAUUUCUUCUGACCCACACAAUCCACAUCUAUCCUUCUCGGCCCUCAUGGCGCUCACGUUCCCGACAAAACGCAACCAGCAUCUAAUUCCACCCACACACUCUCCGCUACUCAACCACACACUCCCUCCGAACGAACAUCUUUUCUGCUUUGACAAUCUUUACUGGGUGUGCGAGAUCGAAGAACACGACCUCCAAUAUGAGUGGAGCGCUGCGUGGCGGCUUGUGGGUCAACACCUCCAUUGGACACCACAAAUACUCUCUUUGUCGGAUGACUAUCUGCGACACGCAUUCGGUCUCGAGGCCACAAACGCCCCCAUCCCACCAUUCAUCGCUGUUCAUGUCCGUCGUGGCGAUUUUGCAGACCCAAAUACGUGCGACAAGUUCCCCUCCGAAGAAUGCUACGCGCCAAUCUCCUUCUACCAUAUGCGUGUGAAGGAAAUGCAGGCAGAGCUGCUCGCAUCCAACGGCGUCGUCGUCCAACACGUCCUGCUUAUGUCAGACGAGCAGGACGAGACAUGGUGGGCACAGGCGCAGGCUGCUUACUCUUCCGAGGGUUGGGCGAGGGCGAGCCAUGUAGAGCUGCAGACGGUUGAGAAGUAUGGGAUGUGGUAUCCGAUUCUGAUUGACUCGGCGAUGCAGACACAUCGGAUGGUGCUGGGCAUUGUUGGCACGAUGAGCUCGACGGUGUCGGUGAUAUCGGGAAAGCGGAUAGCGAGCUGGAACGAGGGGACGGCUCCAUUGAAGAUGGUUCCGUAUGGCCAGUGGAUAAAAGAGAACCUAAAGUAG
Messenger RNA from Mycena indigotica, 1377 nucleotides. RefSeq lists its product as uncharacterized. The transcript has 6 exons. Bases 1 to 1377 code for a protein of 458 amino acids. The record is from RefSeq and is a predicted model, not a curated record. NCBI's taxonomy places the organism in Eukaryota, Fungi, Basidiomycota, Agaricomycetes, Agaricales, Mycenaceae.